This is a messenger RNA of Eptesicus fuscus (big brown bat), 3243 nucleotides long. It is a transcript of the gene RNF168, whose product is annotated as ring finger protein 168. NCBI's taxonomy places the organism in Eukaryota, Metazoa, Chordata, Mammalia, Chiroptera, Vespertilionidae. Gene Ontology annotation, molecular function: nucleosome binding; ubiquitin-protein transferase activity. The record is from RefSeq and is a predicted model, not a curated record. Gene Ontology annotation, biological process: double-strand break repair; protein ubiquitination. The transcript has 7 exons. The coding region runs from base 123 to 1973 and encodes 616 amino acids. Gene Ontology annotation, cellular component: nucleus; site of double-strand break.
GCUGCGGCUUCACCGUAAGGAUGUAGCAAUUUGACUGCCUCUAGAGAGGGGAGAGGCGGCCUCCGAGCGCUCCAGAUGCCGGAAAGCUGGGACGCGGGGGCUCGUGCGCUGACCCCACUGCGAUGGUAAAACGGAAGUCCUGCUCCAGCGGAGCCAGAAGCCCCCGCGGAAGCCGGGUCCUUUCCAGAACGGUGGCCCCGAGGCGGCUGCCGUGGCGGCGCCGGGAGCAUCCUCACCUGCAUAUUAAAAUGGCUGUGCCCAAAGAUGCCGUCCCUUCCUUGUCGGAAUGCCAGUGCGGGAUCUGCAUGGAAAUCUUCAUCGAGCCGGUGACGCUGCCUUGUAAUCACACGCUCUGUAAUGCAUGCUUCCAGUCGACUGUGGAGAAGGCCAACCUGUGCUGUCCCUUCUGUCGUCGUCGGGUCUCUUCGUGGACCCGGUAUCAUACUCGAAGAAAUUCUCUCAUCAAUAGGGAACUGUGGGAGAUAAUCCAAAAACACUACCCAAAGGAAUGCAAACUUCGAGUCUCAGGGCAAGAAUUAGAAGAAACCGUUGAUGACUAUCAGCCAGUUCACCUGUUAAGUAAACCUGGAGAAUUGAGAAGAGAAUAUGAAGAGGAGAUAAGCAAGGUGGAGGCAGAGCGACGGGCCAGUGAGGAAGAAGAAAACAAAGCCAGUGAAGAGUACAUACAGAAACUAUUGGCAGAGGAGGAGGAAGAAGAAAAGAGACAGGCAGAAAAAAGGAGAAGAGAGAUGGAAGAACAACUAAAAAGUGAUGAAGAACUGGCAAGAAAGCUAAGCAUUAAUAUUAACAACUUCUGUGAGAAAAAAGUCUUGGCUUCUCCCAUGAAUUCCAGAAAAUCUGAUCCAGUCACAAGCAAGUUGCAAAAGAAAAGUAAAAAUAAACAAACAAAUACUGGAGAUAUUCAGAAGUAUUUGUCACCUAAAUCUCAGUUUGGGUCAGCAUCACAGUCUGAAGUUGUACAAGAAGGCAAAAAAAACUCCAUGUCUAAGGAAACUGAUAGUAGCAAUGUAAAGAGCCCUGUGUGGCAAGACACAGACGUGGAGGAAGAUAUGCCAACACUGUCUCCACAAAUAUCCCUUGAAAUUCAAGAACAAGGUGCAAAGUCUUCAAUAGAGUCACCUAUGCCUCAGUUAUGUGCCAGUGAUACAGAAUGGUGCCUUGAAGGAGAAGUCAAAAUGAGACCAAACAAUCAUGAUAAAGAAUUAAGUGCCAUAAAUCAUGAGAGACCUGAAGCCAGUAUCCCCUACCCUAGAGAAGCUGCAGUUAAGCCUUGUGGCAAAACAGAGAGUGGAUGUGCUCUAUCAUAUAUGACACAGAUAAUUGGAAAUAACACAGUUGAGACAGAAAAUGAAGAGUCUUGCCUACUGAUCAGUGAAGAAGGUAUUUGCAAAAGAAAAAAUCAGGAGUCCUCUUUUGAAGCAGUCAGGGAUCCAUGCUUUUCUGCAAAAAGAAGGAAAAUGUCCUCCGAAUCUUCCUCAGACCAAGAGGAAACAGAAACCAGCUUUACUCAAAAACUGUUAGAUUUGGAACAGCUGCUUUUUGAGAGACAUAAGCAAGAAGAACAGGACAGGUUAUUAGCACUACAGAUUCAAAAAGAGGUGGACAAAGAACAAAUGAAGCCAAACCGACAGAAAGGAUCCCCAGAUGAAUAUCAUUUACGUUCUACGCCCUCACCUCCAGACAAAUUGCUAAAUGGACAAAGGAAGAAAUCCAAAAAUAGGAAUGUAAAAAGACAAGCUGAUAUAGAGCAUUCAAAACCUCAAAGAGGCCCAAAAACUGAAAAUUGCCAACCUUCUUUUAAGAUCCAGUUGAGACAUUCAGUUAAUGUUAAUGGAAGAAAGAUGCCAAAUUCUGCUAGAGAUCAUUGUAAUGUAUCUAAAAGUGUUGAUUCCCUACAGCCUAGUAAGUCACAGAAAAGUAUUUUUCAGAUGUUUCAGAGAUACACAAAGUAAUGUGUGGGUAAAGGAAGAAGUAUUUUAGAAACUGGUAAAGCUGGAUUUGAUGCUCUUUUCUAUCAUGGAAUGUUUAUAAAACUUAUUCUGCUUGUGGGCACACUCAUUGCCUCUAAUUGAAGGACUGUGUGAUUACAAGGGAGGAAUAUACAAAUGUACUUCUGCCAAAGUCAGUGAUAACCCAGAGUCUCAAUUCUUAAUGAAUAACUGAUACGCUAAAUUUGACAAUCCUUAUAGGUAAUAGAUAGAAAAAUGCCUGGGCCAGCUCCCAAGAAACCUUCAGGUGCCAUUCUCUUUCCUCAAAAAUGCCUGCUUUUUGUAUGGCCUUUGCUCACCUUCUUGUUCUGACUAGUGAUCAAAGCAAGAUUAUACUAUACCAAAUAGUUAAGGAAUCGGGUUUAAAAUCUGAGUUUAUUGCUGUUUUGCCAUGUAUUUGUAGAUCACUUGAAAUCUUCCAUAACACUAAAGUAAUCUAAUCUUUAUAAUUAUUUUAAGCAUUAUAGCAUUUUCUUUUAUUUAAAAUGGAUUAAAAGCAUGUGAAAACAGAAAAGUCAGAGUUUUCUGGAAAAUUAAGAUUAUCAAAUGUGCCCUCAAUCAGGAAUUGAAUCCAAGACCCUUCGGGGCCCAGGCUGACUCUAACCACUGAGAACACCGGUCAGGGCGGAAACUCAUCUCUUGAUGCAAAAGGAGUUAGUUGGGGUGAGACUGAAUAGAGUGAACUGAUCAUUUGGAUGCAUUAAAACUGAGUGGGUGAUCAGAAACUGGGUCCGGGAUGGAGUAGCAGAGCAUUCUUCCUUAUUUUUUCUUUGCUAAAUGACACAGAAAACAUUUGGGUUUAUAGCCUGUCACACGAUAGUAACUGGUGUUAAAAUAAUUAGUUACUACAUUACCUGAAAUUUUGGAAAUUCACAUUUCUAUUAAUCUGCUACUCUAGGGGAAAAAAUGGAAAUUUACUGGAGGAAAGUUAAAUUAUAAUAUACUAUGUUGUAGAACCUGAGACAUAAAUAACCAUGUAUUUAUUUCCUUAUUUGCAUUGGUAGUGAUUUUUAUUUGUUUAUGGACAGAAAUAGUGUGGUACUUGGGUUGGCCCUCUCAAAGUUAAAUCAGAGGCUGUGAUUCCAUUUUGUGAAAGUUAACUUAAAGAAUGUUAAUCUAUGUUUCAUUAAUAUGAACAACUUGGAGCAAUGAACAAGUUUUAAUAGCAUUUCUGAUGAUGCUUAGUUAUUCAUCCUUUUAAGGUAAAAAUAUAAUAAAAUGUCUUACAGCAAAA